This is a messenger RNA of Silurus meridionalis, 1962 nucleotides long. It is a transcript of the gene chordc1a, whose product is annotated as cysteine and histidine-rich domain (CHORD) containing 1a. Bases 163 to 1167 code for a protein of 334 amino acids. Lineage: Eukaryota; Metazoa; Chordata; Actinopteri; Siluriformes; Siluridae. The record is from RefSeq and is a predicted model, not a curated record. The transcript has 11 exons.
UUUCCGGAAUGUUCGGAGGUUUCCAUGAACACGGCGUGCACGAGCCGAGCCGGCUCACGAUAGCACCGUGUAGGUCGCGUGCUUCACUGGAAGUCGUGUGAGGAAAAUAUAUAUAUAUUUAUAUACUUAUAUAUAGAAACUUUUUUUGUCUCUGGAAUUGUCAUGUCUUUACUCUGCUAUAACAAAGGCUGUGGACAACGUUUUGACCCGGACAACAAUCCGGAAGGUGCCUGCACUUACCAUCCUGGAGUUCCGGUUUUUCAUGACGCCCUGAAAGGUUGGUCAUGUUGCAAGAGACGCACUACGGACUUCUCAGAUUUCCUGAGCAUCGCUGGGUGCAGUAAAGGUUGCCAUAACAAAGAGAAACCCCCCGAGCCGGUGAAGCCUGAGGUGAAGAGUUCCGGAGGGAAGAAGGAGCUGGAGGAUCUGAAACCACGGUUUGAUGAGUACAUCAUUCAGGCUCCUAAACCUGUGGAGUUCAUUCAGAGACCCAGUGCUGAUGAGCCGCUGGUGGAGCUGCAGCAGAAAGUGUCUCCUUCCCUGACACAAGCACUCGAGAACCUCAAAGUAUCAAAAACCAAUAAGAUUGCAGAGAAAGAGGAUGACGGGAAUGAGGUGAAAAUUGGAACAGCGUGUAAAAAUGGAGGUUGCUCGAAGACUUUCUCUGGACCAGCAAGUGAUGAGGACAAGUGUGUGUUUCACCCAGGUGUUCCGAUCUUCCAUGAGGGGACGAAAUACUGGAGCUGCUGUCGGAGGAAAACUUCAGACUUCAACGCAUUUCUUUCUCAGCAAGGAUGCACCACAGGAGCUCACAUCUGGAGGAAAGCUGAUGGGAAAAAGGUGGCACCAUGUCGGUUCGAUUGGCAUCAGACCGCUAGUCAUGUGACCAUCUCCAUCUACGCUAAGCACUCAAACCCAGAACUGUGUUCAGUACGAGCCAAUAGGACCAAGGUGUGUAUUAGACUGGUCUUUGAUGGAGAGAAGGAGUUUGAGCAGAAUAUCAGUCUCUGGGGGGUCAUCGAUGUCAGCAAGAGUGUCACCAACCUGAUGGCUGCCAAAAGUGAGAUCGUCAUGAAGAAGGCGGAGCCGAUGACAUGGGCGAGGCUGGACCUGCCCCCGCCCACUCCCAACUCGACCAAUGAAGUGAAAGUAAAGGAGAAUGUGUAGAUAAAAGAGACGGAGUGCACCAACUGUUAGAGAACCACUUGGAACAACACACACUGUAUUUCUCACACACACACACACACACACACACACACUAUUCUCAGUCCUGCCUGGGUUUAAUCACCAUGCAUCAGUUUUCACACUUGACUUGGGCUCCGUCUCAUUUGCCCUUCACAAGCUACCUCUGUUGCCUUAGAUGCUCGAGGGUCCAGGAAAGCUGUGUGUCCAAAUCAUUGUUUCAUGUUUAAAAAUUCAGUAUGGCUUUUGAGUAUACAUUCACAGAAGCACCAUGGGUAAUUAUGAUCAUGAAUUGUGAGCUGAUUGGAUGGUGAAGGUAUUCCUGAGAGGUCUGAGGCAUUGUUGUAUCUUUUACAGAUAAAAGUAAUGCCUAAAGGGAUCUGAUUUUGGAUCCUGUCACAUAAACAUCUUCCACUGUAGCCACUCUAAAUGAUGUACAGAAAGGUAUACACAACAGUUACACAUCUGUUCACUAAAAUUUCACGACUUCGCCAGAAAGCAUAGUGGUGUAAAAAAAAAAAAAAAAAAUCCUGAAUGCACAACUUUGGCUUUCAUGUUAAUAAUGCACCCAUGACUGUAGAGAAACUUCAUUAGACACUGAGGGAUUCGGGGGUAAAUCCGGCACCCCCUGAUUUGGGUAUUGGGGCCAACAAGAGGCGGGGCUUAUCUAUAAUUUAUACAUGAUUAUCCAAUCAGGUCAAUGAAGAUCAGAUUCCUCAGUAAAAGUAGAAAAGCUUUUGUUUUAUAAAUGAUGCCAAUGAAAUAAACAUUAAGAAUACA